Cucurbitaria berberidis CBS 394.84 is the source of this 669-nucleotide messenger RNA. RefSeq lists its product as uncharacterized. The record is from RefSeq and is a predicted model, not a curated record. The transcript has a single exon. NCBI's taxonomy places the organism in Eukaryota, Fungi, Ascomycota, Dothideomycetes, Pleosporales, Cucurbitariaceae. Bases 1 to 669 code for a protein of 222 amino acids.
AUGCGCGGUGGCGGUAAUUGCUGCACCAAAGAAAGCGAACCGGCCGUUGAAAUCCGUCCUCCCGUUGCUCCUCGUUCCGCGUCUCGCGUUAUACCCCUCGACGUAAUCAUUCAAAAAGCAAAUAUGUCCGAGGAUACAUUGAGUCAGGGGUUAGAAAAGAUACAUGCAGCUUUGGAGAAUCAGGGGGCAAUGGGCAUGGGAAAUCGAAGCACAGCAGACUUCGACAUAUUGGUCGAAGAUGGAGAAGCCAGAAAGGCUCGAAGAACCCUUCUUCGACAUGAAGAAUUUGGAAAAACAUCUCUUAAUUCCCUCUACGUAAAAAUCGGCAACAAAUUCUAUAAUGUCGACAUAGUCACGCCCUCGCGUACUCAUCUCUCUUCCUUCCCGACUAGUGUAUAUACUCAACACACUACUUUCGCCGUAAUCGCACCACUCGAUAGUAUGAUAGAAACCAAGAUUGGCGCAUAUCGGGAUCUAGAGCGAAAGAGCUCCAAGCGCUCUACAGACGAGAGUGAUAUAGCAUUUCUUUUGGAGUUGGCUGCUUCAAAAGGAAUGACCUUCGGGUUUGAUGGAGUCCCUGGGCUAGACAAGGACUUCAGCGCAUCAUUUCGUCGGACCAGGCGCGAGUCUGAGAAAAGCCUGGACUCGCUUGGUUGCUCGUUGGAAUAG